Molecule: messenger RNA, 2096 nt
Organism: Quercus lobata
Lineage: Eukaryota; Viridiplantae; Streptophyta; Magnoliopsida; Fagales; Fagaceae
Product: AFG1-like ATPase
Exons: 15
Coding region: 319-1788 (489 amino acids)
Cellular component (GO): cytoplasm; chloroplast; mitochondrion
Molecular function (GO): ATP binding; ATP hydrolysis activity
Source: RefSeq, a predicted model, not a curated record
CUCUCCGAAAUCAUAGGUUGCUGUACUUGUUGUUUUUAGUUUUUGCUAUUCUCGGUUACUGCUACGUGUGAGGAUUGAUUAAUUUGAUUCUUCCGAGGUACUACAUAAUUCUUUAUCUCUCAGAACUCACAAAGAAUUCAAAGAAACCCCCAAGACUCUUUUGGUAGUUCCAGUUUUAUCGGAGUCUCGUUUAUAUUAGGGGCUCUGUAUAUUUGUAAGGUUCUUUGAAGUUUGAAACCACUCCUUAAUCUCUUCUUGAUUGGAGGCUUGGAGUGGCUUAAGUUUAUUGGGAAUUUCUAUUGAGACCUCGGAUUGAAGAUGAGAACAUUGGCCCGAUCCCUUCGCCACACUCGAUUGUCUCUUCAGCAUAAAAAAUGUAAUUAUUCGGGUGGAUUUGUGAAUACCCGGAAGCAUUUGAUAGAGACUAAUACUGGGUCUGUUUGUAAAUUUACUAACAAUGCCGAAUUCAAUAGAUUUCGAUACCUCACAUUUAUGAUCUCAAGAGCCAUGUCAGCUGAUGCUGCUAAAGUUACAAAUGCAGAUGUGAAUGGAGCAGGGCCUCUAGUUGAGUAUGAACGAAGAAUUGCUGCUGGCGAACUUGUGGAUGGCGAUAGCUUCCAGGUAGACACCUUACGAGAACUUCAGAGACUAUAUGAUGAGCUUGUUGCUUCUGCUGAUGCCUGCCGGUUGGAUAGGUAUUCGGCUUCUGAAAAAGCUGGAAGGAGUAGGUGGUUGUGGUCUCGAUUCAUACCCCAAUCUUCAUAUUCACCUGUCAAGGGUCUAUAUCUUUUUGGAGGAGUAGGGACUGGAAAAACUAUGUUGAUGGACCUGUUUUUUGAUCAAUUGCCCUCUAGUUGGAGGAAAAAAAGGAUCCAUUUUCAUGACUUUAUGUUAAAUGUUCAUAGCCGCUUGCAAAAGCACAGGGGUGUGGCAGAUCCACUUGAAGCUGUUGCCGAUGAAAUAUCUGAUGAAGCAAUUUUAUUAUGUCUUGAUGAAUUUAUGGUGACUGACGUUGCUGAUGCAUUGAUACUAAACCGUUUGUUUAGACAGCUAUUCAGCAAUGGUGUUAUUCUUGUCUCCACCUCAAAUCGUGCUCCUGAUAACCUCUAUGAAGGCGGACUGCAGAGGGAUCUUUUUCUACCCUUCAUUGCUACUUUGAAGGAACGAUGUAUAGUUCAUCAAAUUGGUUCGUCAGUAGACUAUCGGAAGAUGACUUCGGCAGAGCAAGGAUUCUACUUUAUUGGCAAAGACAUGUCUGGCUUUCUCAAGCAAAAGUUCCAGCAAUUGAUUGGGGAGCACACAGCUAGUCCACAAGAGGUUGAAGUAGUAAUGGGAAGGACGUUGCAGGUUCCUCUUGGUGCUAAUGGAUGCGCAUAUUUUCCUUUUGAGGAACUUUGUGACAGACCACUUGGAGCUGCAGAUUAUUUUGGAUUGUUCAAGAAAUUCCAUACCCUGGCAUUGGAAGGUGUCCCAAUUCUUGGACUACACAAUAGGACAGCAGCAUAUCGGUUUGUCACUCUUGUUGAUGUAAUGUAUGAGAACAAGGGCAGACUGUUGUGUACAGCUGAGGGGAGUCCUCAAGAACUUUUCGAGAGGAUAGUGACAAUUUCUGAUGCUCAACACAGGGCACCUAGAACUUCUUCAAGAUCAAGGAAAGUUGAUGAUUUUGACCUUUGUGUGGACAAUGAACUGGGAUUUGCAAAAGACCGCACCGUUAGUAGAUUAACUGAGAUGAACAGCAAAGAAUACUUAGAGCAGCAUGCCGAUAUGUUUUUAGCUGGGAAGUAGCUCCCAUAGGAAGGUGGCAGUCAGGUGCCUUACAGGAAUGAUAUAGAGAAGUAUGAAUGAUAUAGAGAAGUAUCCGACAUCUUACAGGCAACAUGGGCGAGUAUCAGAUAUCUUCCUAGUCUGUUUUACCUUAGUUAAUAAAAUUGUAUCCUUUCAUGUAGUGAGGUUUGGCUCUCAGUUUUGGUGCCAAGAGUAAAUAAUUUUUAUCAUAUCUAUCAAUUGUAUCUUGAAUAAAGUGUAAUUUAUCAUUGUAAUGUUAAUGUUCUGUUUUAAUGGGGUGGUUACAAAGUUACACCAUUGUCACCCAA